AUGAACUUUGGCCGCGGCCCCCCGGUGGUGUUGAACGUCGGGGGCACCCGGUACUCCUUCUCCCGGGAGGUGCUGAAGGAUUUCCCGCUGCGGCGGGUGAGCCGCCUGCACGGCUGCCUCUCGGAGCAGGACGUGCUGGAGGUGUGCGACGACUACGACCGGGAGCGGAACGAGUACUUCUUCGACCGGCACUCCGAGGCCUUCGGCUUCAUCAUGCUCUACGUGCGGCACGGCCACCUGCGCUUCGUGCCCCACAUGUGCGAGCUCUCCUUCUACAACGAGAUGAUCUACUGGGGGCUGGAGGGCUCCCACCUCGACUACUGCUGCCAGCGCCGCCUCGACGACCGCAUGUCCGAGACGUGCACCUACUACACGGCGGAGGAGCCGCCGGGGGAGGCGGGCGGCGGCCCCGAGGGCAAGGGCCGGCGGGCGGCGGCGAACGAGGGCGGGAAGUGGCUGGAGAGGAUGAGGAGGACUUUCGAGGAGCCCACGUCUUCCGUGGCCGCCCAGGUCCUGGCCACCGUCUCCAUCCUCUUCGUCAUCGUGUCCAUGGUGGUGCUGUGCGCCAGCACUCUGCCCGAGUGGCGGGCGCCGGAGAACCGCAGCGUGGAGGAGCAGAGCAGGUACACAGCAGAGUCAGUGAGGGAGCCCUCAGGGAUAAUUGAAGCUAUCUGCAUAGGCUGGUUCACUGCAGAGUGCAUUGUGAGGUUCAUCGUCUCCAAAAACAAGUGUGAGUUUGUCAGAAGACCUCUCAACAUCAUUGAUUUACUGGCAAUUACUCCUUACUACAUCUCUGUUCUAAUGACAGUUUUCACAGGGGAAAAUUCACAGCUUCAGAGGGCUGGAGUCACCUUGAGGGUCUUAAGAAUGAUGAGGAUUUUUUGGGUGAUUAAACUGGCUCGUCAUUUCAUUGGCCUUCAAACACUUGGUCUGACUCUGAAGCGUUGUUACCGAGAGAUGGUGAUGCUACUUGUCUUUAUCUGUGUUGCUAUGGCAAUUUUCAGUGCACUUUCCCAGCUUCUUGAAAACGGGCUGGACUUGGGAACAAAGAAUAAGGAUUAUGCCAGCAUUCCUGCUGCUUGUUGGUGGGUGAUCAUCUCGAUGACCACGGUUGGUUACGGUGACAUGUGUCCCAUCACUGUACCAGGAAGGAUUCUUGGAGGAAUUUGUGUGGUUAGUGGCAUCGUUUUACUAGCCUUGCCGAUCACUUUCAUUUAUCACAGCUUUGUGCAAUGCUACCAUGAGCUCAAGUUCCGAUCCGCUAGGUACAGUAGAAGCCUCUCUGCUGAAUUCUUAAAUUGACCAAACUUGCAUUCUGUUGUAGUUACUUGCUAAGCUUUGUCUUAGAAGAGAAUGGUGGAAGGUCCGUUCGCGUGUCCUCCUUGACUGGAUGGUCAUAUGGAACAACAUUCUCGCCAGCCUGGAGAAAGCCCGUCACCAUUCAGACAGGAAGGAUGGCCAUCUGCCUUGGGCACCUUACAGGGAGUUUCAAAUUUGAGAGAACAAAAUUAACAAAAGAGGAUUCAGAAGUCCUCAACCAGACUAGUUUGCUCUUCAGUUUGCCUUUCCACACAAAAGCAGAACAAAACAUGGGCUUAACACUGAGAUCUGUCAUUCCCAUGAUUACAUCCUAUACCAUUCUAAGCAACGUGUAGCAGAAGUUUUUCAAAGAUUUCAAUAUCUAAAUGCUCCAUAGAGUCAUUGACAACUUCUUGCCUGAAGUAUCUCCACUUUUAACUCAGAUAAGCAAACUAGAUACUGAAGGAGAAUUGCUGCUACUUUUGAGGUUUGCAACAGAGUAGAGCUGUUCUGUAACUCAGGAAAGAUGAAGAACAUAGGUCUGUAGGGCAGAAAAUCUCGAGGCCCAAUUCUGAUCUUUGAUGAAGCACAAUCUUUUGUAAAACCAGUGAAGUCGAUGGCAUUGCUCUGAAUUUCAUAAUUCAAAGAAGUGCAAGAAGUGCACCUUUGAAUGUUGUAGCAAGAACUUCCUUAGCCACAAUUAAUUUAUCUGGAACCAAAUCGUUAGUAGAAGCAAGUGUUGUACUUUAUGAAGAUCAGUAUAAAAAAUUGGGCAUUGAUAAAUAUAUUUUCUGGUACUUGGUGAGGGAGCUAUCCAAAUUUUAUGUACAUUCAGUUCCACUCCAUCCACCUGAAGUUACAUACUUGUAAGCAUAGAUGUUUUUUCCCCCCCUUUUAAUUAAACAUAUACAUCAUAGUGAAAGUUCUCCAAGACAAAUUAUAAGAUUCCACCACUUGAAACAGUCUGGAGAAAGCACUGGAAAACAAGAGUAGCUGCUUUCUGUCAGAUGAGACUUUUCGUCAUCUUUAAAUUCUGCAAUCCUUACUGAAGGAUACGCUUUACUAUAAUGGAAGUUUUAAAAAUAAUUGUAGAAAGCCCAGAGCAUACCAAAGAAAGUAAAAUAUAGACGUGUGAGUUGCACUCGGCAAAAUGGUAUAUUCUCCAAUGUAACUAGAAAAUGAAAAUGAAUCAGGUUAGGUUCUGAAUAUAUUAUUCACUACAUUUCUUGUGUAGUACCGCUUAAUAGAAUCGUUCAGUAUAAUUCUGAAAGGCUGCUAUAUAGAAAUGUGCAGUUAGAUACUAAAACACAUUACGGUACAGCUCUACAAAUUUGGCUACCAAUAAACAUCAACAGGGAGCUUUGUUAUUAACAUGGAAGUUCAGAGUCAUCAGCAUAGUUGAAUUUGGUGUGCUUGCCUGAAAAUACUGCAUUUACUAUUACUGUGCUGUAGAAGCAUCUUUUAUAUACAUAUUUGUUAAAAGCUUUAGAAGUAAAACGACUACCACCUAGAAAACACAUCUCUGGAAUUGCUCACUCAAAGAAAAGUACCAUGUUGGUCAGUAACCAGUACAUUGAAGGCUUCACUCCGAGACCUGAAAAAUUCAUUAUCAUUUUUAGUGGUCUUAGUGUUUAGUAGUCUUAAAGAAUUACAUUGCAAACAAAAGUUUUCUGGAGACCUGAAAAGAAUUUUAGUAGCUUUGUUACAGACAAGCUUGACUUUUCCUUCAGUAGUUUUUCAAGACUAAAUUAUUAAAUAACGUUACAGCCAUACCUCUGUUUCUUGCCACUGACGCGUUCUGGUGUUCAGGUUAGCUCUGUAGUUCCUGUACUACUAUAUUUAUGCCUUUUAUAUCAGAAUCAUGUCGUUCAGAAACCGGCUCCAGCAUUCCACAGAGAGGUGAAUAUGAGAUAAGCAAAAAUUUCUUUCUUGGGUGAGAUUCACAGCUGAUGUUAGUUAGGCAAGUUGUGACUUCAGAGACACAUAGAUGUUUUACACCAGCGGAGGUGCUGGCUCCAUAUUCCUGCAUGUGUACCUAUAUAUAUCCUGCAUAUAUUAUAUAUUAUAGUCAGUCAAAAUGUUUUGGUUUUUUUUUUUUUCUUUUCUCCUUACAAAAAAUUUCCUCCUUGACAAAAAUCGAAAUUUCAGACUUUAAGCCAAACACAGCUGUUGAAGAAAAUGACAUUUUCAUCUUCUAAUGAAAAGUUUAUUUUGACAGUAUCAAAAUCAUUUUCAAGGAGAAAAUCGCUAUCUUUUGGUAUUCUGCUCCAUUUUUUUUCACCAUUAAAAAUAGGUAAAAAAAAAAAAACCACAUAAGAACUUAGCCCUACAGAUUUUCAUAUGCUGUUUUUAAUGCUUGGGAAAAAUAGUGUUUUUCAUAAAACGCCUUAAAACUUACUUUGUCUUUUGUCCGUGUAUUGUAUUUAACCAAACCAAUACUCUGAGAUACAACCCUCCUCCCACAAAACGCCCAAACCAUCAUCAUGAUGACAAUAGUUUGAAAUCCAUACAGAACGUGAAUGUACUUUAAAGUAUGUUCCAAUCUUAAUUUCAAGACUAAAAUGCACUUCAGCACUACCCAUAAAUCUAAUCUUUAGAUGCCCGUACAAAGGAAAAAAUAUAAAUUACUACACAUAAUAACUUGUGAAUACCAAUUUGCAACAUGAAUCAUUUUGUAUAAGCAAUUAAGGACAGGAAGUUUCCAAAGAUCCAGGCUAUAUGUGGUACACAAACAAAAUGUUUUUAUACAACUUUAUAAAGGGAUUUCCAGCUAUAGAAUCCUUUCCCAGUGUAAAAAUAUUACCUAAUGAAAAUAAUCUUGUAAAGGAAUAAGUCUGUGGAGAUUAUUUUAAGUCUUUUUUUUUUUUUUUAAACAGCUUAUGUUCACUUUUUAUAUGCUAAAAUGUGAACAGAAUGACCUAAUGUAUUUUUUGAGUUACAAUAAAAUAUUAUUUCGAAACUGCUCUCUAUAUAAGCCCACUAAGGAGAGAUACUGGGGUGGUUUUAUUUUUUGGCUUUUUUAUUGUUGUAUGGUUAUCAGUGUGUAGAAUUUAGUUUCCUUAGAAACCAAGUGGAAGUAAUGUGAUCUCAACAGUAGCCUUAAAACAGAAUUUUAUAGAGAGUACAUAGGGUUCCUGACUUCUAGUAAUACGUCAUCUUAUUUUCAACAGGACAGUGGUUUUUUAGUGAAAAUUAAAAAAACCUGAAUUAUGUGUGUAAUCAAAAAUGAGCAUAAUUUUAAACAGAUGAAACUGUUUUACUAAAAGUUUACUUGAGACCAUGUGUUAAGCAGGCAUGGGGUACAGCGCUCUGUUUCGUAACUGAGCAUUUUGGAGCCAAGUGAAGACAAACUGGCUCAAUUCUAGUCAUUGCCAGUUUGAACCCUGUACAGUAAAAUACUUCAUGGGCAGUACCUUUUCAGUAUCUUGAAACAUUCACAGUUGGAACAAAUUUGAUGAAACACAAAUAUAGUGAAAAGGGGGAUAAAUGAAGACAGCUCAUAUAAUUGUGAUCCAGCCUUUCUCUUCAUCUUAAACUAAAGCCAGUGCCAGUGAGUUUUGAACUGCUGUUGUACGUUUUGAUGACAACAAAGGUUAAUCACACAUUAUAUACCAGGCUCAAUUCUUAGGGCUGACCUGUUGGGAACUAUAUAUUGGCUGCAAUCCUUCAGGGUACUGCAUGCCACUUAAAAACAUUUCAUCAUUAAUAAAAUCACUAGAAUGGAGAGCUGUCUGCUUUUCCUGCUACAGUUCUACAUGAAGCACCAUCCCAAAAAUCACAAAGGCUGGAGGGUUAAAAUUUCCCUUGAUGCAAGACUUGGAAAUGAUAUUGUCUCGAUGAAUACCCACCAAAUAAAAAACAAAGAUUAAUUUGAUUGAUGAUUUUAAACAGUUUUAUCAGCACAGGGAUGAGCCAUUUACGUAAGUGAUAUUCAUUCUUAACUCUACAAUGGCUUAUCUUGGUGUACGUAGCAGCAAGUUUGAGGAAGAUGAAAAUCCUGUUUACGCAAGCUCCAUAUCUUGAUACCCAUGUAUUCAAAGGAAAAGGUACUGGGUUUCCAUAUCGUGUAUGCAAUUUGUGCCUGUAAAAAAAUCGGUCUUCAGCUUUUGGAGUGUUCAACCCUCAUGUUUCCAAAAUAAAACUGAAGUCCUUAUGGGUUCAAAACACUUGUCUUUUCCCCUCCGGGUAACAACUACAAAAAUCUUACCAGAUCUGAACGUCUGCCAGGAAGUGGUCGUAUGCACACACCAGCCAGCUAAAUUCAGCAGCCAAACCAGCCAGUUUCCUGGGAACCGGCACAGCGUACAAAGUCUGCUGUGCUCUGAAUUUUCUCCAACCUAAGAGCUUCAGGAUAAAACUCCUGAUUAAAGUUUGAUCAUUUGAAGUACCUUGAAAAUUUCAGAAUUAACCUUUCAAAUGAGCUUCUAAGGAGACAUUUGCUGGGAAAUUAAAAAUAAGCUAUGCAUAGCAAAAAAAGAUUAUAUUGCUUUAUAUAAAAAAAAAAAUCACUAUGAUCUUAAAAACGGAAAUUGAUUCUCAUUUUCUGUUAUUUGUUUGUAAAAGCAAACAUGCAGGUCAGUAUACUUGAUGCUAGUUAAACUUCCUACAUAAAACAGAUCCCUGUUUAAUAUAAGUAGACUUAGUAGGAAAGGUCUUCCAGCUUUGCUAGAGCUGUAACAGUUUACACGAGCUGAAGAGCUGCCCCAGCCCAUAUGGAAUAAAGAACAAAACGCCGGUUUCAUAGUGCAAAACUAACAUGAUGUAUGGCCACACAAAGUAGGGAGUAUCUUUUGCAGAUGACAGAUCAAGAAUGCUGCACAGUGAGCCACCAAGACUGACAAUCCGCUUGACAAGGAAUUUUAAGAGCCACAGAAGAAGGAUAUUAAUUCUUGGUCAAAUGAAUAAAAUGUGAAUGUUUGCAACUACACAUUGUAGACUCCUUUAUUCUUUACAAACGCAAAGAGUUAUAAUUUUAUAGAAUGUUAUUUUAUAUAUUGUUUGCUUAUCUGUAAAGAAAAAUGUAUAAUAUAAUUUGAAAAGGUAAUAAAUGUGGUUUUUUGAUGUGAGUACACAAUUAGAUGCAUAAAAUCAUGUAAUAAAAUUUGCUGGUCUUGUUGCUAUAUUUCAUGGACUAGUGGUCAAAACACAAAUGUUUAUAAAAUGUGUUCUUUUUAACAAAUGAAUUCUGUGGCUAUUCACAUUGGUAUUGUACCCAGGCAAAAACUUUUUUCCUUUAACAAUUUUUGGCUACCAAGCAGUCUGUCAUUUAGAACCUAGGAGUUAUACUCAAUAGAAAAUUUGAAUAUUUGGUCUAGAAGUUAGUCUGAGACAAAAAAUAAAGUUAAACCUACACAGAGUUAUUCUUCAGCAACUGAGUAUCUAUUAUAAUUAUGGACAACAGAACUGUCAAAACAAAAUGAAAAAGCAGCCAUGUAACACAUGUAACACAUACAUUAUUCCUCAGGGAUUAUUUAUAGGAACAAAUCUGGCAAAAUGGACUGAAUUUGGCUUCAAGUUCACUGAAAUUUAUUUAUAUUUUAAAAAAUCCACCCAAAUCACCAACAUGGUGAUCAUUCUGGAAUUUCAAAACAACCAUAAGUUUCACCAGUGCAAUGCUUGCAUUAUUGUGAAGGGAUCUGAGACACUGUGGUGAUUCUUUAAAUGUAGCCUUUGAAAAGUACUUCCAAAAAUAAUCACAACUAAUGUUCUUUUAAAUAAAGUUUGAAUAUUUUAA
Calidris pugnax (ruff) is the source of this 7033-nucleotide messenger RNA. It is a transcript of the gene KCNG3, whose product is annotated as potassium channel, voltage gated modifier subfamily G, member 3. The record is from RefSeq and is a predicted model, not a curated record. Lineage: Eukaryota; Metazoa; Chordata; Aves; Charadriiformes; Scolopacidae. Gene Ontology annotation, cellular component: voltage-gated potassium channel complex; membrane. The coding region runs from base 1 to 1302 and encodes 433 amino acids. Gene Ontology annotation, biological process: protein homooligomerization; potassium ion transmembrane transport. Gene Ontology annotation, molecular function: protein binding; delayed rectifier potassium channel activity. The transcript has 2 exons.